GCCCGCCCGCCGGGGGCCUGAGCGCUGGGGCGCGUGCGCGAGCGGUGCAGCACCGGCCGCGGGAGCAGGGAGUAUUAUGGGCUGUGGGUGCCGCUGAGCAAGAUGGAGCUGUCUGCAGUGGGCGAGCGGGUCUUCGCGGCCGAAUCCAUCAUCAAACGCCGGAUCCGCAAGGGACGCAUCGAAUACCUGGUGAAAUGGAAGGGGUGGGCGAUCAAGUACAGCACUUGGGAGCCAGAGGAGAACAUUCUGGAUUCGAGGCUCAUCGCAGCCUUCGAACAGAAGGAAAGGGAACGUGAGCUGUAUGGGCCCAAGAAGAGGGGACCCAAACCCAAAACUUUCCUCCUAAAGGCCCGGGCUCAGGCGGAGGCCCUCCGCAUCAGUGAUAUGCAUUUCUCUGUCAAGCCGAGCGCCAGCGCCUCCUCACCCAAGCUGCACUCCAGCGCCGCGGUCCACCGGCUCAAGAAAGACAUCCGCCGCUGCCACCGCAUGUCCCGCCGCCCCCUGCCACGUCCAGACCCACAAGGGGGUAGCCCUGGCCUGCGCCCGCCCAUCUCUCCCUUUUCUGAGACGGUGCGUAUCAUCAACCGCAAGGUGAAGCCUCGGGAGCCCAAGCGGAACCGCAUCAUCCUGAACCUGAAGGUGAUUGACAAGGGCCCGGGAGGUGGCAGCACUGCGCAGGGCACCGGGGCGCUUGCUCGCCCCAAAGUCCCCUCGCGGAACCGGGUCAUUGGGAAGAGCAAGAAGUUCAGCGAGAGCAUGCUCCGCACCCAGAUCCGCCACAUGAAGUUUGGCACUUUUGCGCUCUACAAGCCCCCUCCCGCCCCUCUGGCGCCCUCUACCGCGGGCAAAGCGGAUGUGGCCUCCUCGGGGUCUGGGCUGCUCCUGGACACCCCAGCAGCUGCCUCCUAUGAUGCACACAGCUCCAGCUCUUCCGGCUGCCCCUCACCCACACUGCAGUCCUCCGACCCAGACGAUGCACCCCCCAAGCUACUCCCCGAGACCAUGAGCAGAUCUGCUCCCAACUGGCGAGAGCCAGAGGUGCUAGAUCUGUCCAUCCCUCCUGAGGUGGCCGCCACCGGCCAGCGCGUGCCUCCUGAUGUCACUGCUGCUGCGGGCCAGGCACUGGAGCCCACAGGUGCCUGUUCCACCGAGCCUGAGGCUGGGGACUGGCGCCCCGAGAUGUCACCGUGCUCCAAUGUAGUCGUCACAGAUGUCACCAGCAACCUCCUGACCGUGACCAUCAAGGAAUUCUGCAGUCCUGAGGAUUUCGAGAAGGUGGCUGCUGGGGUGGCAGGUGCUACAGGGGGUGGCGGCGGCACUGGGCCAAGCAAGUGAGGGGCUUCCCCAAGGAGGGAGGCUUUGGGGGGCCUCCUUCCUGGAGUCAUACUUGUGCUCCCACCCCAUCCCUGCCCUCAGACCCGUCUGCCUGUGCUUUGCUUGCCUCAAAUGGCUCAGUGUUGACCCAGGGAUGGGGCUGGUAGUC
Messenger RNA from Acomys russatus (golden spiny mouse), 1483 nucleotides. RefSeq names its product chromobox 6 (gene Cbx6). The record is from RefSeq and is a predicted model, not a curated record. The coding region runs from base 103 to 1335 and encodes 410 amino acids. Lineage: Eukaryota; Metazoa; Chordata; Mammalia; Rodentia; Muridae. The transcript is spliced from 5 exons.